CGCGAAGAACCGAACUCAGCAUGUGAGCUCUAUGCUCAUUCCAUGCUGCGAUGCCCCGGCCGAAACCAUCAGCUGGCAGUGGCAUUCAACUUGCUCGGGACCUUCGAAAUCGGCAGGUCAACCUCUCCAGACCCGAAGUUGAAGGACUUCUCACAGCUCUUAGCCGAGCUCAGCAAGGCUUGGCGGCUCUACCUGAUGGUGAGAAUGUGGAUGCGGUGUGCGACGCCUUCGAGGAUAUGCAGCACUUGCUGCUGCAGGCCAGUUCUCGGAGCCGCUCAAAGCGGGUCAACGAACUCUGCGAGCUGGGGGAUCUAUCUGUGCUGCGGGAGCGUGCCCUUCAGGCCUUCCGUAGCCAGGAGCGGCUGACGCUGAAUGAGGCGCUGGAGCAAGGCGCCGUUCCCUGCCGUCGCCGCGCCUGCAAGCGACGGCAUGACAACUCUGUGCCUGGGCUGCUGGGGCUGGGCUUUUGCAGCCCUCAAUGCGCAGAGAAGGAAAACGAGAAGCAGCACAAGGUUUUGGAGAAGUACAUCUCAGAUGGCGCUUUGCAGUCAGAGGCUUUCACAGAACUGGACCUCGCAUGGGUCACGCAAUAUGCGGUCGGGAUGGUCGGCGGCAUGUCCAGGCUGAGGCUCUUGAUCUUUAAUGAGGACAUCGCCUUUCGGCUUACCUUUGAGCAUUGUGCACGACGAGUAGAGGAGAGUGCAGAGGCUUCUCUGGAUGGUGUUCGAAGCUAUUUCCGAGCAGAGCAAGAGAGGCGGAACGCAGCAGCUUCUCAAAACAUGUCCGACUUGCAGCUGAACUACCAGUCAGCUCAUAAGCUUUUCUCAGCAGCGUGGAGUAUCAUUCAUGCUGCAGCAGAUGAUGUAGGCUUGCCUUCUUCGGAUUCAGAGCCGUCAGUCGUGUUCAGCUUUGCCAAUGCCGGGCACAUCAUGCGACGUACGGCCUGCGCUGCCUGUGAUCGCCAGUCCACCAAGGACUACAGCACGACCCUCGACUUUCUGCGCUUUGUCGUCAUUGUGCCUGAGGCAGAUGCCUGGCAGAUGUGCGAAGUCUACGAGCGUUUGAUUGCCCGGGGCAUGAUCACUCUGAAGGUGUGCAGCAAACUCAAUCCGAAGGAGUACUAUGGCGAGCACUCCAUGCAUGUGCUUCUGAACUGCAAGCUGCCAAGCAGCUCUCACAUCUUCGAAGUGCGACUCUCCUUCCGGUCGUUCCAUCAGUUGGAGCGGAGUGUGAAGUGGAUGUGUGACUGGCGGCAGUUGCUGAGACAACAGCAUCAUUUCCUGCCAGGGGAGGAAAACCACUACCAGGGGCAGGUCUGUGACAAGGACGGCGAGACGCUUGCUAUGGCAUUAACCCCAAAGUCUGAGCUGCCUGGCAAGCCACAUGGCGAGGGGCGGAUGUUCUACGCGGACAGCGGGGAUCUCUACAGCGGUCAGUGGCAGCAGGGCAAGAAGCACGGCGAAGGCCUGCAGCGCUAUGCCACGGGCGACAGCUACCAAGGCCAAUACAUCAAUAACAAAAAGCACGGCCAGGGCAUCUACCGAUAUGCCGAUGGAGACUGCCACGAGGGGCAAUACCAAGAUGGUCGGAAGCACGGCCUGGGCUUGUAUUGGUAUUCCGAUGGCCGUGUGCUGAUGUCCAACUACGAGCAGGACGUGCAAGCGGGUCCCGGCUUGGUGUGGAGCGCCGAUGGCAAUCAGGCCUGGCUCACGGAGUCCGGUGUCGAGGUAGCAGACCUUGAUCUCCAGACCGCCGAGCAGAAAGCCAAAGACUUGGGCUUUCAACCCUUUCGGCGAUAGCGUCACUCUCACGUCCUGUCACUCUGUAAUUCAAUGUUCCGUUCUUUGUGGAAGUGAUGGUAAUUGAUCAGGCCGGGUUUGCCAAUCAGCAUUCCAAGAAACGUUCAGCAUUGGACAUUGUGUUUUCAUGACGAGCGCUGAGUCGACACGCCUCCACAAGCAGUAGCUGCGCCUGUA
Molecule: messenger RNA, 1976 nt
Organism: Effrenium voratum
Lineage: Eukaryota; Dinophyceae; Suessiales; Symbiodiniaceae
Source: the annotation of a GenBank genome assembly